Messenger RNA from Gracilinanus agilis (Agile Gracile Mouse Opossum), 1104 nucleotides. It is a transcript of the gene MAIP1, whose product is annotated as matrix AAA peptidase interacting protein 1. Lineage: Eukaryota; Metazoa; Chordata; Mammalia; Didelphimorphia; Didelphidae. Gene Ontology annotation, molecular function: ribosome binding. Gene Ontology annotation, biological process: protein insertion into mitochondrial inner membrane from matrix; inner mitochondrial membrane organization. The record is from RefSeq and is a predicted model, not a curated record. The transcript has 5 exons. Gene Ontology annotation, cellular component: mitochondrial inner membrane. Bases 1 to 852 code for a protein of 283 amino acids.
AUGGCGCUGGCCAUUCAUCUGCCCCGAUCCUUGGUCGCCCGGUUGCUGACUGGCAUAGCAGCCCGCCCGGCCCGGCUCGGGCACGCGGAGGCGUGGUCGCCCAACUCUGGUCGCUGCUGUCACUGUCGUCUCAGCCUCAGCUCCGCAGCCUUCUCAGGGGCCGGCUGGGCUCUGGCAGCAGCGGCCCCUCGUCUCAGUCGCCGCCGCCGCCCCCUCCUCGGCCCUGGCCCCUGCCUAGCGCCUCCCGAGCGGGGUUACAGUAGCGCAGAGGAGCAAACGCCGCCGCCUCGCCAGCAGACCAAAGUGAUGUACCUAGGGCUGUUCAAUCCUGUCGUGUGGCUCCGCACCCGAGUCUACGCCUUCCUCAUCUGGGCCUAUUUCGACCAAGAGUUCAGUAUCGCGGAGUUCACCGUAGGAGCGAAGCAGGCUUUUGCUCAUGUAUCUAAGCUGCUUUCUCAAUGUAAAUUUGAUCUUCUGGAAGAGCUUGUCACCAAGGAGGUACUCCAAGUGUUGACAGAAAAAGUUGCUGCGUUGCCUGACAACUAUAAAAAUGCACUUGCUGCUGAAAUAGAUGAAAUUGUAUAUACUGCAACAGGUGACAUCUCCAUUUACUAUGAUGAUAAAGGAAGGAAGUUUGUUCACAUCCUGAUGUGUUUUUGGUAUCUAACCAGUGCCAACCUCCCUGAAGAGACAUUAAGUGGUACCAAAAUAUUCCAAGUUCAACUAGGGGAUCAGAAUGUAGAAACAAAACAACUUCUUAGUGCAAACUAUGAAUUUCAGAGAGAGUUUACACAAGGAGUGAAGCCUGACUGGACAAUUGCAAGGAUUGAACAUUCAAAAUUAUUAGAAUAAUCAUCUUUCUCUUUGAAAAUCAGCUUUUGGACUUUUGAGAGCUGCUGUGACAAACUAAAAAUAGAACUUUUUGGAUUACUCGAUCUUGGAUUAAUUUUGUAUUACUUUGAAAUAUUUACAGUAUCUUGAUGUGACACAAUAAAAAAAUUUCCAUAGAUCUUCAUCACCUUAUAUAAAAUACUUUUAAAAAAAAAUAGAACUUGAUUUUAUAAAUGAUCACUACUCGUAUGCCAUCUGGCAUGGAUUUCCUGA